UCCGAUUAUUGUGUCAUUUUAAAUCUAACCCGUCGAGCUUCAACGAAUUUCAAUAGAGAUUUUGUACCUCAAUAUUCCUACUCAGGCGACCUCAUAUAGGCAUAUAUAGAACCAUAUAUCUCGCUAGUACUUAUCUAUAUUCGGCCCAAUCUACGGAAAGCACAGACAUCAUCAAUAGUUACAUUGACAAUAUAACCGAUUUGUUGUUCUAGAGAGCCUCGCUGUUCAAACAUAAUACCUAUAACAGCUUUUAAAAUAGUCUAUUGUAGUUAAAUCCUUUGAAGCGGCAGCCAUGUUGGAAUUUGUGCGUCCUUGGUAACCUGUGGUUGGGCUAUAGAUAGCGGACAGGUGUCAGUGUUACGGAGUAACAGGAGGGGGUACCAUGGUACACCGACUGGAGCUAUAACAUUACAUGAAGAUGAAUGGAGUUUCAGAUGACGGUUCGGAAUGUCACUUCCGGUACCGUCAUCUUGAUGACGUCAUUGAGAGUGACCAGACGCACCAGAAGCGGGCGACAUUAGAGGCACCACUCCGGUACAAACAUCUCGCAGGGGAGGAGAGGACGACGGUGGAAAAGUUAUUGAUGGGUGGUCUCCCCCUGGCAGACGUCCCCGAACCCUCUCCGAAAAUUGUCAGACUCUACGUCAGUUCCGCCGGAUAUGAUACGGAGGCUGAGAGGACGGCGUUCAUGUUACAUGUGUAUCCGGACAUGCGCGAAUAUUGUAGGGACCAGCAUGGCAUUGACUUUCAGGCUGUUGACCUUAAGUGGGGCGCUAAGACAGAAGGCGUUGUUCCCAUGCCAACUGAACAGAUGUGUCUCCGUGAAAUUCGUCGAUGCCGUGAAUUAUCCAUGGGACCAGUCUUUCUGGGUUUGCUUGGACAAAAGCACAGACGUUACAUUCCUCCCGAUGAGAUACCUGGGUCAGAGUUCGAAAGAAUUUACGAGGCUUUGGUCAAUAAUGGCCAUGACGUCACUCCGUUGGAGACGUACUACAAAGAGGACACAAACGUCACGCCAAUAUUACGUCGUUUGACAGAGCCCAUUGACAUGAUGGGUUGUGUCAUCCAAUCAAACAGCGACACCUUGGCCAAGUUACAACAUCUGCUAGCAACAGGAGCCGAUCUAUGUCUAAAGGAAACAUCCAUAAAUGAGACCGAUUACCAGAAAUACCAGGCUUCAGACUUGCACAUGGAAGGACUCUACGAGCUUUCACCAGAAUCCAGAGCAGAUAAAAGUUUAAUUUAUAUUCGAGAAUUCACAAAUACGGACAAGCUUCAGAGCGACAGUGUCAAAAGCGAUUACAUUGAUUUCAAUCCGAUAAACCAGAACGUUGAUAAUACCAGUGUUCAAGAACUGGAUGACCUCAAAUCCACGCUAAAAUUUCUUCUUCCUACUUCGAAUAUUGAUGAGUCAGAAACUGAAUGGACUGGGAAUGGCUUGAAAAAUCCGAAACGAGAAGAAUAUCUCAAAGCUUUAGCUCGAAAAAUGUUCAAUUCCGUGAAAACUCUAGUCGACAGGGCCGUAGAGAAACGGAACCCUUUGGUAGAAGACGAACUUUACAACGAAGUAUUACAACAUCAUAAUAUUGCAACGAAACUGUGUCCAAACUUUCACGGCCGUUCAGACAUUCUUGCUGCCGUUAAAGAGUAUCUUCUUUCAGAAACAGACCAGCCUUUAGUUAUCUGUGGCGGGGCCGGGAGUGGAAAGUCAUCAGUCAUGGCAAAAAUAGCUUUAGACAUUAACGUGGCAAUACAGAACAACGAUCUAGCAAUGAGAACUUCAAUUGUCUGUAGGUUUUUAGGGAAAACACAGAAAUCACUUUCAGCUCAGCAAUUGUUAUAUUCGGUGUGUCACCAACUUGCUUUUGCAAUGGGGAAAUACCGUCACGAGGUUCCUAGUGAUUACAAGACAUUAAAGCUCUACUUCAUUGACCUGCUUCAACGUGGCGAGUUUGGGGGCAUGAUCAUCAUUCUUUUGGAUUCACUUAACGUGUUGUCUACAUGUGACAAUGGACACAAACUGGAAUGGUUGCCGUCUCGUAUAGCGGCCAAUAUCAAAAUCGUUGUCACCUCAAGCACGGAAAGUAAGGAUACUUUACAACGACUGACGAACAAAUGUCCCACAAAUAUCCAUGAAUUAAGUCCGUUCAGUUCUACGGAUUGUGAGGACAUGGUGAAAUUAUUGAUGAACAAUCGUGAACUGGCUGUGACGUACAACCAGUGGAAAACGAUCAAAGACGCAUUUAAGAUGUCUACACAACCCCUGUACGUCACAUUAGUCUUCAGUGAAGUGUGUCGAUGGAGGUCAUUCGAUGACUCAAAUACGACAUCAUUGGGGUCGUGUGUCGAAGAGAUUGUUAACUCCGUGUUGGAUCGUCUGGAGCAGAAACAUGGUAGAGCUCUGGUAUCGACUGUACUAGGAUAUAUUACUGCAUCGAAAGCCGGACUCAGCGAGAACGAACUAUUCGACAUACUUUCCGUCGAUGAUGUGCUCUUGAACAAUCUAUAUGUCGAAUGGCACCCGCCACUUAGACGAUUCCUGCCGAGACUAUUCACUGCCAUCAAACACGAACUAGAUGAUUACAUUGAGGAGAGAGAAAUGGACGGCAUUUUUGUGAUGUUUUGGAAAUGCCGCUUGUUUUCAUCUGUCGCAGAAUGCCGCUAUCUCGGAGACGAGACAUUCUCACAGCAGAUUCACACAAACAUUGCCGAUUACUACUUAGGAAAGUGGAGUGGGGCGAGAAAAAAACCGUUUCAGUAUCCGUCGCUGCUCAUGACGAAACGAAAGAUUGUAAACGCCGAGAGCGAAGCCUGUCGAUUACUUCCAAAACAACCCUAUUUAUUUGGGACGUCAAUUGUGGACGAACGAUACAAUCUCCGUAAGAUGACACAGCUGCCAUACAGUCUAAUGAUGAGUGAACGAUACGACGACCUUCGUGAAAAAGCAUUAUGCAAUUUUGAUCAUCUAUACUAUCGCAUAAAGUCGUCUUCUUUGCAGCAACUGUUGACCGAUAUCGACAUGUUUGAGGACAGACAAACAGCUUUGGUUGGCGACGCUCUCAGAAUGUCGGGCUCGGCUCUUGAGAUGGAUUUAAACACGCUAGGUGUUGAGCUUACUGGACGACUGAUUCCACAUAUCAAGACCUACCCUAACAUCAAACAGUUAAUACGUCAGUGCGAUCUUGCUGAACAGAAGUUCUGUCCGUUAGUGCCAAAAUGCCAGAUAUAUAGCGCCCCUGGUGGCCCGCUACAGUACGAAUGUGACGUCGGCGGUAAUGUGUACUGUCCAGUAGAUAUUGACGUAUUCUCAAGUGAAGAUGGCAUUUUGCUUACAGCGAAACCUUACUACAGCUCAAGAGUUCGAGUAUGGGAAUUAUCGCGAGGCGAUCCACGACCUGACAUGAUGAUGCCAGUCGGGGAAAUUCAUCCAACAAGAAACGGCAAAUAUUUAAAUGUUUUCCAAAAUGAUCGCUCGGUUAAAAUUUUCAAGUCAGACUGUGGCGAAUUGCACGGAGAAGUUGAAUAUGGGCUAGGCACGAUGUCUGACCUGGAAGUAUCAAACAAGUACCUAGUAUUUGCAAUAGAAAAAGGAGCUGGGCCAUAUGUUAUAGAUCUCCAACGAUGUGCCCUUCUGCACAAGUUCAGCUUUCACACUCACGCGGUCGCAAUCAAUCCGAACGAUACUCAUUUAACCUUCAACUCUGGAAGGACGCUCAUACUGUACGAGUUACCGCUAAUGGAGAGAAAGUGCGUUGCUCAAACAAGUGACGUUCCACAGGAUAUCAUCUUUAUCAGCAAGUCUUUGACAUGUUUUGUACUCACAAGGAGUAAGAUGGUUGAAUCAGUUUUCUUUGACAUUUUCAAUAGGAAAUACAAUACUAACUGUAUCCUCACUGACCUCGAGACGAAGGAGUGUGUCUUAUCACACACUGAGAAAUACUUACUGGUGAGAUCUGCAAAAUGUUUGUACCAAGUCGAUGUCGACACGGAGAAGAUUAUCAGGCAGUAUCAACAACUUCCUAACGGGAUAUUUGUAGAUCCCUCAUCACAAUACACUGGUGCUGGGUUUACACCAGAGGAUGAACUGAUCGUGGCGUCACGUUACACGUAUCUAGCAGUUUGGAGCGCACAAAAUGGCGAACCACUUCGAGUUCUGCAUGCAUCCGUAUCUUCGAUUACAAAGAUGUUCACAUCCGAGGCGGUCAAUAAGUGCGUCAGCCUUUUGGAGGACAAUUCCUUCCAGGUUUGGAAUCUAGAUAAUUUAGAUUCAGACAUUUUCCACUCCAACGAGAUCUUUCCAGGUCCCGUCAAAGGUUUGUCAGUCUCAUCUGAAUGUGGACAGGUAGUCGCCUUCGAAAGCAGAGUUCCGGAGGCGAAAGUGAUGACCAUGGACGACGGUCGAGUAACAGAUAUCAUCCAACACAGCCUUGAGUCGGAAGACCAGAUUAAAGAGGUAUCCUUCUCUCAAAACGGUCGGUACAUACUUACCCGUGCAUAUCGAACGUCAGAUCAAGAUGAAGAUGAUGCAGAAUGGAAGAUUUUAAGAGAUGAUAUUAUCUGGGACAUGUCAGCCAACAGGAAGGUUUAUCAGCUACAGAAUAACAGAUUCGUUGUUUUCAGCAAGAACAGUGAGCUAUGUCUGAUGGUCGCUUGCCAGAAACACUCACAAUUCGACUGGGCAGAAAACGCGUACAACCUUAUCCUUCUUCAACCGGACUCGGGAAGCAGCGCAUCUCUUGAUUUUCCCAAGAACACAGAGUUUGUCUCCACUCCAAAAAUUCUAACAACGGACACGACAAAUUAUUUUAUGUGUGUCGUGCAGACAUGUAUGAAGAAAGAGAGCUCAGAAUCAUUUAUGGAGUCCAUCCGCUGGCAUGAGAUACGUCUUCUCGUCCGAGAUCUCUCACAAGCUGGGAAUGAAUGUAUAUUUCUGAGAGUUCAAAAUGCUUUACCAGAAGCAGAUGAAACCUCGCAGUUCCUCGACGCGUUUCCUGUUGAGAACGACAACGUGUUCCUCAUCUAUGGAAACAAUGUGGAGAGCUAUACGUUCGAUGCUGCGUCAGGAAUUAUAAGACCACAGAAUAUUGAAAAAGGUGCAUUACUAUACAACGUCGAGAAAGAGGUCUGUCUCAAACAUAUCUCAUCCUUCUUGGAACCAAGCACAGACAUUAACAACAUUCAAUUUUCUUCUAGGUUCAGCGUUGUCCUCGAUAGCAAGACGAACAUCUACAGUGGGUGUAAUUAUACAACAAGAUGUAGAUCAGAAACGGAGUUUGCGCCUGGCACUGCAUGUUUGGCAUUGGACGGAAGGUAUGUUGUAGGACUUUCAUGCAAUCUACGAGAAGUCCUUGUGACACGUUCAAAUGACGGGUUUUUGAAGGGUCAUAUGUUCGUGCAUGGCCGGGCAACGUGUUUAAAUGUGGGUGCUGAUGACAGAACAGUUGCUGUUGGGUGUGAAGACGGACGGGUUUUAAUCCUAAGCCUGAUCUUGGAACUUUCUGACCCAGUCAGAGAUAUCAUUGAACACUUUCCUAGUCGGUUACAUGUACCUGAUUCAAGCAGAUCUAGUAAGGAACAUCUCAUCAAAGAGGAUAUCCGGCGAAUGUCGUGUAAGACUCCGGACCUAGUUAGACUGUCAGCGCGGAUACAGAGCGCCAGGGCAGAAAGCAGGCGUCCUCCCUCGCGCCAGAUGAUAUCCACUGCAGUAAGAGUAACGAGGCAAACUAGUCAAGUCAGGUCCGAAGCUUGUGUAAUUCAGUAGAUAAACCGCCUAAUAACUGUUGUACACAAUUAUUAUUUAUCAAAUAUUUUAUUGCCGUGUUUUUGUCCUUAUGUUAAAACUUGAAAUGACAACGAAUAAGAUUUAUCAUUGCAUAAUGGAUAUUUCAAGAAGAUAGAAAAUAGGCACUACAACAUUAAGUACACUUUCAAAAAAAGAAAAUGUAAUAAUUCGUUGAUAUGUAAGUGCGUUAUCUACAGAAAUAUGCAUUCAACCUUAUACACUAAACAUAGCAUAUGGGACAUUUCUUUUAUCGAUCAAACUUCUCUGUCUGGAUAAAGGUUGAUGAUCUCACUCAAUUACCAUAGACAAAAGCUACACGAAACCAUCGAGAAUCAUUCAUAUAUUGCGUGUGGUGUGCCAACUAGUAUAAGUUGUAUAAUACUGUAUUAGAUUUUCAAAUGUCCUUUUAAACUAAUCUAUAGCUGCAUUGUUAAAGGAGAAGGUAAAGGGAGGUAACUGCAUUAUUCCUUUGUCUUCAAAACGAAAUAUACGUACACUGCCAUCAGUUUGUGUAGAUUAAAAUGAAGCGUUCUUGUUAUAAUGGAAAUGCUUUAUUUAAUGCUUCGACUAAAGCAUCAGGAGACCUUUUCACGAAAGAUUCUUACGAUUACGAAGUGGUUUUCACGAAAGCUUAUUUUUACUCAUACGAAAACUGAUACGAUCAUACUUACGAGUGGGUUAUGUGUUCUCGUAGAAUUAUGAUGAAUUUAGCACUUAAGAUUUUCGUAAGUUCUUUAGUGAAAACCACCAUAAUCGUAAAUUUACUCUAACGAUCAAAAUUACACUUACGAACUUUCGUGAAAAGGUCCACAGAUGACGUAAUAUUUCAUCAUAACGUGUUGAAAUCAUUUGUUAGUUAAAAACGGUUUAUGGCUUUUGAUGGCGAUGUGAAUUGAGUUUCGAUUUCUUAAAAGCACGACAGCAAUAAUCAUCAAGUCAUGUAGUCCAAAGCAAAAUGUUUAUAUGAUGUUUCUGUUUACAUCACAGAUGAGCGACAUUUAAAUAAUAUUGUGUAUCGUCGUAUUAAAAAAGUGUUUUGAUCUCAACUAUUGACAAAUAUAUAAAUUAAUUUUAAUAAAAUGUCUCAGUUCCAGAUGUUGUUUCUAAAAAUAGGUGUUUGUAUUUACAAAGUGGUUGGACAUAUUGUAGGUAGGGAGUUCAAACUGAACUAAGAUUUACACAUAACGUCAUAUACUUAUGUAUAUAUACUGUGCCAACAAAGUGCAUUUAUAUGUAAAAUUUGAUAAAAUUCUGUAUAUACCAUGGGGAAACUUGCAUUCUCUUUUACAUUUUAUUAGAAAUAAGAAAUGUGUAAACACGAACGAAAUCAACCACAAAUAUUCGAUGUAUUAUAAAUUGAAAAAUUCAAAUACACUAUGACUACUUGAUUCAGACAUGUAUAUUACACCAUGGUCGAAAUCUUCAUCAAAUGCUACUCAAAUCAGCUGUGAUAAAUACUUUUUUUUAAAGAUGUAUUAUUGAAUAUGGUUUUCUGUUAAAUGUUAAUUAAAAAGAAAUAUUUGUGUUCCAGCAGUUGUAAUUAAAAUCAUAUUGAAAAUA
Messenger RNA from Pecten maximus, 7342 nucleotides. Its product is annotated as NACHT and WD repeat domain-containing protein 2-like. Gene Ontology annotation, molecular function: protein binding. The record is from RefSeq and is a predicted model, not a curated record. NCBI's taxonomy places the organism in Eukaryota, Metazoa, Mollusca, Bivalvia, Pectinida, Pectinidae. Bases 413 to 5761 code for a protein of 1782 amino acids. The transcript has 7 exons.